AUGGCGCUCGUGGCGGCUCUAUCAGCAUGGGAUGAUACCCCAUCAACUUCCGUAGAAGGUGCGAAGAGGUACGACGAAUUGAGCAGGGCGACUCAGCUGGUGCACGAAUGGCUAUACCCCAAGGACAUCGCUAGUACCACGACCGAAGCCCCUAGGACAUCCGAGACGCCCGAGCAGGCGGCUGCGCUGCGCUACCUCACGGUUGAGCGGGGAUGUACGGCCGAGCUCUUCAAGGAUUUCUUGGAUAUGGUUCAUGCGCGCUUCUAUCUCGUCAGAAGGGAUAUUGGGCGAUAUAUGGGCAGACUUCAGGAAACGGAGGCUCUAUCGGUAGUGGUGCAGACAGACGAGGUGAUGAAGGAGAUGCUAGAGCGACUGGUCCUAUGGCAGCGGACCUGGGGUCUGCCUCUGCGGCGCUUCAACGAUGCGAAGCUUCUCAACACAUACACCUCGACGUUCCAAUCCCUCUUACACGCCUCGCUUCCCCCGAAAUUCCUCGACUACCUCCAUACCUUCCUCACUGCCUCCCUCGCCUCCGUCUCGACCUCCUUCACAGACGCGCCUGCCCCUCCUGCCCAUGGCGACCUAUUGCAGAGCGUACCGAUGCCGCACCGCAAGAUCCCGCCGCCAUCACCGCACCUCGCCCGGCUGGCGAUCUUCCUGCGGUACUCGUCGACAUUCAUGAACGUCGCGUUGGCAGAGAUCGAGCGUGUGGCAAAGGAAGAGGCGGAGAAGGGAUGGGAUGUGCGAUGUCUGUCGCGCGCGAGGCAGAGGGUGGGGGAUGGGGUGGUCAAUUGGUUGGCGGGAAUGAUGGAGGGACAGGGACAUGGGCUGGAAGCAGUACAGGUUGCUAUGCGGAGCAUGUUCUCGCGGUUCGACUACUACUUGUGCAAGUGCUUCUUCGAGAUCAGGACCGAUGAGCUGUUCAGCAUCAUCAUUGACUAUCCGGAGUCCAUCUCUGCUCUGGAGGAUUUACGAGAAUGCCUCUUCAAGGUGGACCAGCGGACUCUCCUCGUUGAGAAGCUGCAAGCUGCCAAUCUCAAGCGCCUCUUGCAUCCAGGCGCAGAUACCAAAGACGUCCUCGCACAGUAUAUCUCCACCAUUCGCUGCCUCCGCAUACUCGACCCGCCCGGCGUGCUCCUGCACAAAGUUGCUGGACCCAUUCGCGCUCACCUUCGAGAUCGGCCAGACACCAUCAAGCACAUCGUCGCCGCGCUCGUAGAUGGCGAGGAGCUUCAGGACGAGAACGAGGUUGGAGGGCUGCUGCGGCAGGGCAAUGACGAUGUGGAGGACUUCUCAGAUCCCAAGUGGGAGCCGGAGCCGGUCGACGCUGCCCCAGAGUUCCGAUCUGGCAAAGCCGGCGAUAUCGUCUCCACCUUGGUCAGCAUUUACGAGACGCGCGAGGUCAUCAUCACCGAGCUUCAGAUCCUGCUUGCUCAAAGGCUGUUAGCUGUCAAGGACUACGACGCGGUCAAAGAGAUUCGCAUCAUAGAGCUACUAAAGCUGCGCUUCGGCGAACAAGCCCUGCAGGUGUGCGAUGUCAUGCUGAAAGAUAUGGCGGACUCGAAGCGGAUCGAUGAUAGGAUCCAGGGAGACAUCAAGACCUCUCUGCAUCCGCUCAUCUUGUCCAAUCGAUUCUGGCCGGACAUACAGAUAUCAUCCUUGCAUCUGCCGCCAAAGCUACAAGCGCUACAACGAGACUACGAAGCCGCAUUCAAUCAAUUCAAGCCAGACAAGCACCUUCGCUGGAUGCAACACCUCGGGACCGCUCGUCUGCGGCUCGAGAUGGAGGACCGGGUCAUCGAAGCCGAAGCCGAUCCGGUACAAGCUGCGAUCGCCGAAAUGCUCGAAUCCCAAGCUGAAUGGACGGUUUCUGACCUGGCCGAAAGAUUGGACUUGCCAGACAAGAUGGUCAGGGAUGGACUGGUGUUUUGGACGGGGUUCGGGCUGGUCAAGGAGGACAAGGGAGGCAAAUGGCGGCUGCUGGAACGGGAGGAAUGA
Dioszegia hungarica is the source of this 1998-nucleotide messenger RNA. RefSeq lists its product as uncharacterized. Gene Ontology annotation, cellular component: anaphase-promoting complex. Bases 1 to 1998 code for a protein of 665 amino acids. Gene Ontology annotation, biological process: regulation of DNA-templated transcription; ubiquitin-dependent protein catabolic process. Gene Ontology annotation, molecular function: DNA-binding transcription factor activity; ubiquitin protein ligase binding. The record is from RefSeq and is a predicted model, not a curated record. NCBI's taxonomy places the organism in Eukaryota, Fungi, Basidiomycota, Tremellomycetes, Tremellales, Bulleribasidiaceae. The transcript has 12 exons.